AUGGCGCUGUUUUCAGCAGCAGCAAAAGGAGACUUCCUGAAGAUACAAUCAUUAAUCGACUCGGAGGACAAGUCAGAGGAUUCGGGAGGAGUUGAUGUAAACUGCUCGGAUGCGUCAGGCAAGACGGCCCUCCACAUUGCUUCGGAAAAUGGACAUUUGAAAACGGUUAAAUGCCUUACCAAUCUUGGAGCAAACGUGAAUGUAAUCGAUGCUAACCUACAGACAUCGGUUCACUUAUGCUCAAAGAUAGGCCAUCUUCAUGUGGUAGAGCUGUUAAUGAACGAAGGAGCAGAUAUUGAAAUUGGUGACAAAGAUGGGUUUACAGCUCUUCACAUAGCAUCAUUCGAGGGCCAUCUUGACGUCGUCGAGUAUAUCGUUAACAAAGGAGCAGGUAUCGAAAUUGGUGAUAAAGAUGGGAUAACAGCUCUUCACAUAGCUUCACUCAAGGGUCAUCUUGAUAUUGUCAAAUACCUUGUUAGGAAAGGUGCAGACCCGGGGAAACUUGCUAAUGAAGAGGACCACCAUGACUACCUUCGCAGUACUUUUCGUGGUAAGGCUUUCCCUGGCUUCAUGCCCCCAUACUCCCGAACAUACGAUCCAUAUCGUACCAGUCCACAAGACAUUUCUCGCUUCAUGAGGAAGAGCAACACAAAAGAGACAAUGAAUAUUAGUCUGGACGAGUGCAGCAUCAAGGUUCCAAUUUCACCAGACGAUGUGGACAGAGCCAAAUAUAUCACAGCAGAAGCAUUGACAACCGUUCCACAUGACUUAAACCUGGAAAAAGACGAAGUUAUCAUCUCAGUUGGGCUCAAGCUAUCCCCUCCUGGUCUUCAGUUUAAAACUCCGGUGGAAGUCACGGUCUUGCAUAGCGCUAUUUUCACCAACCCAGACAAGGCAGAAAUUGUGCUAUACACCCGAAGAACUGUGCAGAGAGCCCCUGACUGCCACGACGAACCCAUCACAAUUAUGACAGAGAUCUUCACACAAAAUUAA
Molecule: messenger RNA, 993 nt
Organism: Strongylocentrotus purpuratus (purple sea urchin)
Lineage: Eukaryota; Metazoa; Echinodermata; Echinoidea; Camarodonta; Strongylocentrotidae
Product: ankyrin repeat domain-containing protein 50-like
Exons: 3
Coding region: 1-993 (330 amino acids)
Molecular function (GO): protein binding
Source: RefSeq, a predicted model, not a curated record